UAAAGAAAGAUGUGGACUUUUUUUUUAGGAUUGUGAGCAUGUGGGACUGGUAAAUUCUCAUUGGCUGGGUUCAUACGUAAUGCUAACCCACUGUGCGUCAUGUCCGGGAGCAUCCCAUGAGGGGUUGGCAUGUCAUGUGGGGAGCUUUUCCCUAUCCGUGAUCAGGAAGUUACCUACCCCAGGUACCUAUGCUCUGUAGUGGGGGUAAGGGCCCCCACAGUGGCGUACUGUGGAGUGUGGCAGGAGCUCCGUGGGUAAAUCCGGCCAUUCUGCAGAGAAAUACUGACGACCAUCUAGAGCAGCCAGAACCUCUGGUGACAACCUAGCCAGCGUGGGCAAUCUCUAUGAUAGAGAUCACUUAGCGAUGGCUGGAGUGGCCAGUGCAACCCGUUCCCACUGUGGUGGCUGCUGGAAUAUGUGGCUGCAGUGGCAGGAGGAUGACGAGGGAUCCAUGCAGCAGGGAUGAGUAAGAGAACCAUGCUGUCCUGUGUAGUUCCACAGUCUUGAGGGGGGCACACACAUUGUGAUUCUCUUACCUCUCCCUGCAGCAUAGAUCUGCUACUCUGUGAUCAUGUGAAUAGGGCCAUACUGUUCUGCCUUUUCUCUAUCUCUGCUAACUGCCCUUCUAGCCUGAGGCAGCAAUCCCAUACAAUCCCAUCAGGUCUGACUGCCAAGCUGUCAGGUGCACUUCUCUAGAGAGGGCCCCAUAAAAUAGAUGCCCUGUAAAACAGUGAAUGAAGAAGGAGUAGCCGUUUCAGAAUAAAUGCCUAGUGUGGACCCUUCCUUGUCUUCUCCAGUAUGGUUUUGUUGUGGGUUUCUAUAAUGUAUUCCUGAUUCAUUCCACCAAGGCUGACCUUUCUUCAUCAUUUCCCUUCUCUGUAAUAUAUCUUAAGGGAUCAGUGCUACAAAGUUGUGAUAACCCUGGCACCACUUCCUUGUCUGUGCCAACCAAAGCAAGGUCCCUCGCAUAUCUUCCUACCCUGCCAAGAUGUCCCCACCUCUAACAGAGUGGAAGAACAAGUGGUGAUUGACCUUCAUGCCUGUGUGCAUACAGUGGUGUAAUGUUCUUUUAUGAUAAAGUGUGUCCCAGGACAACUGAAUAGUAUUUAAGUAAUCAAGGUUUGGUGGUGAGUUAUUCCUUGUAUGGAGAGUGUGCUGCAGCUUGCUUCGAUGCCAUUCUAAGAUGGCGAAAUAAAGCCAUUUUGUUUCCUGUAUCAGAGCCUCGGGUGUUUUGGAUUCUUCUCCACAAGUCCCUUCGACAGCUACUAUGCCUGGCAUGCUCUCUUCAUUCAUGGGUCCCUUCUUCUUCCUCCUCCUCUGCCUAUUGGCUUCAAGGUCUGCCUCUGAAGAUGACACUGUGGUGGUGACUAGCAGUGGCCCUGUUAAAGGCAAGCAAGUCCCGGCUGGCUCUGGCUCUGUGACGGCCUAUCUGGGCAUCCCCUAUGCUGAGCCCCCUGUGGGGAAACUGCGUCUCCAGAAGCCCCGUCCACAUCAGCCAUGGAACCAUGUCUUGGAGGCCACCUCCUAUGGCAACUCUUGUCUCCAGGAAUAUAAUUUUAGCUACCCUGAUACUGCCAUAUGGGCUAGCAACAUACCACAUUCAGAGGACUGCCUCUUUCUCAACGUCUGGGUGCCCCAUCCACGACCCUCGAUGCCUGUUCCUGUCAUGGUUUGGAUCCAUGGUGGGGGGUUUAUCUCUGGUUCAGCCUCAUUAGAUGUCUACAAUGGAGCAUUCUUAGCUGCUACAGAGAAUGUCAUCGUGGCCUCCAUGAACUACCGCUUGGGGAUUCUGGGUUUUCUGUACUUUCCACCAGAUGCUCCAGGAAACGUUGGCUUGUGGGACCAAUGGCUGGCUCUGAAGUGGGUCAAGGAGAACGCAGCGGUCUUUGGCGGUGAUCCAGCUUUGUUGACUCUCUUUGGCAACAGUGCUGGAGGAGCCUCGGUGGGUUACCAUCUGCUGUCACCAGCAAGCCAACCCCUUUUUGCCCAUGCUGUGCUCCAGAGUGGAGCUCCCAAUGCCCACUAUGCUUGGAAGAAUCCUGAAGAUGCCAAGUCGGAUGCCCUAAUUAUAGGCACCAAGUUGGGGUGUACUGAACAAAAUCAGAGUUCUUUGGUGAGCUGCCUACAGGGGAACAAUAUUGGGGACAAGGCGUUGUACAGGCUGAGUACCCUCUUCUCAGUGACAACGGAUGGAGAGUUCCUCCUCGAUGAACCCUUGAAGCUUCUGCAGAGUGGAGCUGUUCAAUCUAAGCCUGUUCUCACUGGUGUCACCCAUGAUGAAGGAACUGUCUUUGUGUUAGCGUCAUUUCCUAAAACCAAAUCAGAUGAUGUCAUACUAACCUUGCAUGAUAUUAUCGUUGGGUUAAAUUCAACAGUUUGUGAAGACACUGUCAAGGCUAUAGCUGUUAGGUAUAGUGAGGGUGGACCUGCGCCGAAAUCAUACCGUCACAUCUUGGCUGAAUAUUUUAAAGAUGUUACAUUUGCUUGUCCAUGUACUCAAUUUGCUUCCAAGAUGGCCGAAGCUGGGAGUCCUGUGUAUGUUUAUUCCUUCAAGCUCUACACGCCUCGUGCUGAGUGGCCUAAGUGGAUGGGGACAACCCAUGGAGAUGAGCUGCCUUACCUGUUUGGAACCCUGGCAACCGUGCUGGGAACAAACCAAACAGACGUUGAUGUUGCACUGAGCCACAAAGUGAUGAGAUACUGGGCAGAGUUUGCCAGGAGUGGGAAUCCCACUGGAUCCCAACAGAAAGAGGAACAAUGGCCACUCUACAAUUCAACCAAGCAGAAAUUCUUCCACAUCAGUGCGGAGGCACCCCAGGUCAAACGGUUAUCACCCGCCCCAAAGUGUGAUUUCUUGAGGACAAUUACAUAUAAUACAAACUGCACAAAGGAAUCCCAAGAAGUGUCUAAAAGAUCGGAAGAAUGAGAGAAGGAUUUUAAGAAGUGGAAUGCAAUAUAUCUUACAUAAAACGUGAAGUCAUAAUUACAAUUAUAGAUAUUUUCUUCUUUUUUUCUUUUCUUUUUAUUAGCUACCUUCCCCUAGUAGUUGUAUUAAUCAACUUUUCUUCUUAUCUUUUUAUAUUAUACAUAUUUACAUAACUAAUGGUUUGAUAAUAAUUGUUAGGGGAUUGUUUGUAUUCAUUAUUUUUUGUUUAUUUACUUUUUUUGUAACAUUUUAAAUAAAAAUAAUAAUACAGUAAAGUCAUAAUCACAUUUAUAGAAUUGUAAUAUUCAUAAUAAUAAUAGUAGUAAUAAUAAAAAUCAUUACUGAU
Molecule: messenger RNA, 3272 nt
Organism: Elgaria multicarinata webbii
Lineage: Eukaryota; Metazoa; Chordata; Lepidosauria; Squamata; Anguidae
Product: cholinesterase-like
Exons: 5
Coding region: 1268-2926 (552 amino acids)
Biological process (GO): acetylcholine catabolic process; choline metabolic process
Cellular component (GO): plasma membrane
Molecular function (GO): acetylcholinesterase activity
Source: RefSeq, a predicted model, not a curated record